GGGCUGGGUGAGGAGAAGAUGGCGGCGGUGAUGAGCGCGAGUAGCGGCAGUAGUGACACUUCCAGCACCGGGGAGGAGGAGAGGAUGAAACGCCUUUUUCAGACCUGCGAUGGGGAUGGCGAUGGCUACAUCAGCAGGAAUGAUUUGUUUAUGGUGUGUCGACAACUGAACAUGGAGGAAUCAGUUGCAGAGAUUAUGCAUCAAUUGGGAGCAGAUGAAAAUGGGAAGAUUUCCUUUGAAGAUUUUGCACGUUGUCGUAUGCAGCUGGUAUCUGAAAUAAGAAAAGAAGAAGGGGAUCUUUCAGUUAAGUCAGAUGAAUGUUGCAGAAAAAGAAAAUUACGAGAUCGAAUAGCUUCAUGGCCAACCAGCAGUGACAAUAGUCUUGGUGCAAUGUCAGGAGCCAGAGAGAGUUGGGAGUAUGAUUCUGGAGCUCGUGAUCUUCAGAGCCCAGAACCGCAAACUCAUCCAACCAUUCAGAAAUUAUUAGAACGUGGAGGCGUUAACCUGGAUCAGCAAGUUGUUCUGCAAAAACUCGUAGCACAGGCUUCAAGCUUGAGCUACCCAAUGAGUGGCGGUUACUUGGAUUUAGCCAACACACUACAUUUAGCAGCUCUGGCAUCAUUAAAGACGGACAUAGGUGAUCUCAAUAAAAGACUCCAGCAUACAGAGCGAGAGAGGGACUUGUUAGAAAAAAAGCUGGCUAAAUCCCAGUGUGAACAAUCCCAUCUGUUGAGAGAACAUGAAGAUUCGCAGGAAAGGACAACAUUACGCUAUGAAGAACGCAUCACUGAACUACACAGUAUCAUCGCAGAGCUAAAUAAGAAGAUUGACAGGCUGCAGGGAACAACAAUAAGAGAAGAAGAUGAAUGUUCAGAUUUGCGAUCGGACCUGAGCCACAGCCAACACGAGGCAAACGAAGAUUCUAGAAGCAUGGAUCAGGAUCAGACCUUUGGACCUGAGAACCAGUCAAUGCUAGUCUCUGUAGAUGUCGAUACCUGUAGUGAUCUCAAUUCAGAGCUCCAGAGGGUGUUGACUGGACUGGAAAAUGUUGUUUGUGGACGGAAGAAGAGCAGCUGCAAUCUGUCAGUGGCAGAAGUAGACAGACAUAUUGAGCAACUUACUACAGCCAGUGAGCACUGUGACCUAGCUAUAAAGACCGUAGAAGAGAUUGAGGGAGUUCUGGGAAGUGAUUUUUAUCCAACGCUUGCUGAAGAGAGGUUGCGAUGGGAUAAGGAGUUAGCAACUCUUCGGGAAGAAAAUGAAAGCCUCACUGCUAUGCUGUGUAGCAAAGAGGAAGACCUCAACAGAACAAAGGCCACCAUGAAUGCUAUUCGUGAAGAAAGAGAUCGAUUGCGUCGGAGGGUUCGAGAGCUGCAGACCCGCUUACAAAGUUUGCAAGCAACUGGCCCAGCUAGUCCAAGUCGGUUGGCUGUAACCAAUCGGCCGGUCAACCCCAGUACUGGUGAACUUAGCACCAGUAGUAGCAGUAAUGAUAUCCCAAUUGCGAAGGUCGCUGAGCGAGUAAAGUUGUCCAAGACAAAGUCUGAAUCUUCAUCUUCGGAUCGACCAGUUCUGGGAUCAGAGAUCAGUACUAUUGGAGUGUCCAGUAGUGUGGCAGAGCAUCUGGCCCAUUCUUUGCAAGACUGCUCCAAUAUUCAAGAAAUCUUUCAAACCCUGUAUUCUCAUGGAUCAGCUAUUUCUGAGAGCAAAAUCCGUGAAUUUGAGGUGGAAACAGAGAGGCUAAACAGUCGUAUUGAACAUUUGAAAUCUCAAAAUGACCUUUUAACCAUUACUCUGGAAGAAUGCAAGAGCAAUGCUGAAAGAAUGAGUAUGCUGGUUGGUAAAUAUGAAUCCAAUAGUACAGCGUUAAGACUGGCACUGCAAUAUAGUGAACAGUGCAUAGAAGCCUAUGAGUUAUUAUUGGCACUAGCUGAGAGUGAACAAGGACUCAUUCUGGGUCAAUUUAAAGCUGCAGGCGUUGGAUCUGUUGGUGAUCAAAAAGGUGAAGAAAACAAAACAAUGAUGUUAAAGAGAGCGCAUGACUGCAGGAAGACAGCAGAGAAUGCUGCAAAAGCACUACUAAUGAAACUUGAUGGUAGCUGUGGUGGAGCAUGCACUGUGACAGGAUGCAAUAUACAGCCUUGGGAAAGUCUGUCUUCGCACAGUCACACCAGUACUACAAGUUCAACUGCUAGUAGCUGUGAUACAGUUACAAAAGAAGAUGAACAGAGAUUGAAGGAUUAUGUUCAGCAACUAAAGAAUGACAAAGCAGCAGUUAAGCUGACUAUGUUAGAACUGGAAAGUGUUCAUAUUGAUCCACUUAGUUAUGACAUUAAAACGCGGGGAGACGGCCAACGACUUGAUUUAGAAAAUGCAGUUCUAAUGCAGGAGCUCAUGGCCAUGAAGGAGGAAAUGGCAGAGCUGAAAGCCCAGCUUUAUUUGAUGGAGAAGGAAAAGAAAGCACUUGAAUUGAAGCUUAGCACCCGAGAAGCCCAAGAACAAGCCUAUUUGGUGCAUAUUGAGCAUCUGAAAUCAGAGGUUGAAGAGCAAAAGGAGCAACGGAUGCGAUCUCUCAGCUCAACCAGCAGUGGAGGAAAAGAUAAACAAGACUGUAGUGAUGAAGUAACACAUCCUGAUUCACUGACUGACCUCAGAACAUGUAAUGAUAGUGAACUUGCAGUUGAACUAACAAAUGGAUUGAGGCGAGAGAAAAAACUGAAGUGUCGUGUGCAGGAAUUGGUAACUGCUUUAGAAAGAAUGGCAAAAAGCAGUGAAGUGCGUCAUCAACAGUCUGCUGAAUUUGUUAAUGAUCUCAAACGAGCAAACAGUAACUUAGUAGCAGCGUAUGAGAAAGCCAAGAAGAAACAUCAAAACAAACUGAAGAAACUGGAAGCACAAAUGAUGGCCAUGGUUGAGAGACAUGAGACACAAGUGAGAAUGCUAAAGCAGCGAAUUGCACUGCUUGAGGAAGAAAACUCUAGACCUCAAACAAAUGAGACAUCGCUUUAAAAAAAUGUUGUGGAUGCUGUAAAUUAUUUACUGCAUUUAUUCAGAAGACAUCGAUAUGAAGAUGGAAAUGUUGGCACAUUUCUUACAUUGAUGUGAAUUUAGCAGCUGUCACAUACAAAACACCAGCAUAAUAUUUAUGGAGGAACAGGAUUUUCUAUAAAAUGUCACACGUGGCAUUUAACACCAAUAAAUCACUUCCUAGCUGUGCCUGCAAACACUUUUGAACAAUGUUUGCAUCUUGAAGAGAAACAUCCAUUUCUUAAUGUCUGAACAUGGCAAAUAGACAUCGAUAAUUUUCUUUGAAAACAGCUUGUUUUAUCAUUUUGUACCAAAAAAGCCAAAUAAUUGUAUAACAGGAAUUUAAGCAUUUCAUGGUUGCUCCUUCCUCUUUUUCAGUUGUUAUUGUUGCAUUCAGAUUUAUGAAAAUUACAUGCUGCUUCAAAAAAAGCUAUCCUAAUCAUACAAUGAGAAGGUUUGUGUUGCAACUAUCAAGAUUGACAUCCUUUGAAAUAAUUCCUAUGGUGAAGACUGGAAGUGACUGUAUCAUGUGAUAUUGAUACAAAACUACAAGCAUGGUAAAUUAACUGAAAACUUGAGAUUCAGAUAUCCACAUUUUGAAUUAAAAUAACUUGAGACUGCCCGAAAUGGAUUAUGACAGACCAAAUUGAUUUUAUUAAUACACAUUUUAAUUCAAUGGCCCUCUCAAGAUGUAUAUUUAACAAUACAAGUGAAAAUAAGCAGUUGGCUCUUUUCCUUUGGGGAACCAUUUACUUACCUACCCUUUCUAUCAUAAUCAUAUACUUUCUAUUCAUUUACCAGUAUUUUUCUUGUUUCUACUGGGUUAGUUACAAGAGUUUUUCUUUCGCAAACAAUUACCAUUGAUAGCACAUUGAGGAUAUAUUUUUCUUGCUGAGUAAGAAAAUGUGGUUAACGCCUCAAAUGGUUCAUCUCAAAUGCUGCUUGUGGAAUUUCUAUCAGCCAGGAUAUUAAUUGUGCAGAUAAGAUAAACAAUCCAAUAGAUCUCUGUACCUUUAUUGACUAUUGCACAGGACCAGGAGAUUGUUGUUCCCAUUAAUGAAUAUUCAACGCUGUGACACAAACAGGAUGCAUUUGGAUUACUUUUGAUCAAAAUCUACUGAUCUUUGUAGAGUAUCUUCAAAAAUAUUAAAACUGUUGCACUGCAUACCUCCUUUCCUAAA
This is a messenger RNA of Amblyraja radiata (thorny skate), 4208 nucleotides long. Its product is annotated as colorectal mutant cancer protein. Gene Ontology annotation, molecular function: calcium ion binding. The record is from RefSeq and is a predicted model, not a curated record. NCBI's taxonomy places the organism in Eukaryota, Metazoa, Chordata, Chondrichthyes, Rajiformes, Rajidae.